Hyla sarda is the source of this 5180-nucleotide messenger RNA. RefSeq names its product centrosomal protein 170 (gene CEP170). Gene Ontology annotation, cellular component: centriole. NCBI's taxonomy places the organism in Eukaryota, Metazoa, Chordata, Amphibia, Anura, Hylidae. The transcript is spliced from 18 exons. The record is from RefSeq and is a predicted model, not a curated record. The coding region runs from base 523 to 5127 and encodes 1534 amino acids. Gene Ontology annotation, molecular function: protein binding.
AAACAACAAAAUUGGCCUGGUUCUUAAGUAUGUCAUAUGCACUAGACUGAUGUGAAAAUGGUAAUGUGAAUUGACCCGGAAUUACACAAUGGAGGGCCUGAACGUAGCCUUCAUCACAGAUGUGAGCUAGCCUCCCUGUCACUAACGGCCAUGCAAUUCCUCGAUUAUAACGCAGAGGGUGAUCCGGGAGCGGCCGCGCAUCCACCACACGCCGACCAGUGUGGCGCUCAGCAGUACCAAACACCCUCCUACUGACCAAACGUUGCAGUGAAUGUAGCGGCUUGGUGCGCAUGCUCUGUAAAUGGUCACUUCUCUCUCCAUCCUUCCCAGUCCCGCCCUUCUUCUCGGUGCCGUUAGUCGUCGAUUGUCGCUGACAGCCUACAUCUCGAUGAUACAAAUGCAGUAAUUUAUGGGAACAACAGGCUUCUCGUUAAACCCUUUCGGUUCUGGAGCCCGGAGGACAGGCGUGGUGCCCUGCUGGCGAGUAUACAAAUAUGAAAGGUUGAAAACUGAAGCCUAAAGAUGAGUUUAACAUCAUGGUUUUUAGUGAACAGCGGAGGCACGCGACAUAGACUACCACGUGAAAUGAUUUUUGUUGGAAGAGAUGACUGUGAGCUUAUGUUACAGUCAAGAAGUGUGGACAAGCAACAUGCGGUUAUCAACUAUGAAGCCUCUACUGAUGAACAUUUAGUCAAAGACUUAGGUAGUCUUAAUGGGACAUUUGUGAAUGAUACCCGGAUUCCUGAACAAAGCUAUGUUACCCUGAAGCUUGAAGAUAAGCUGAGAUUUGGUUAUGAUACCAACCUUUUUACUGUAGUACGUGGAGAAUUAAAGGUACCCGAAGAGGCUCUAAAGCAUGAAAAGUUUACAAGUCAGCUCCAGUUUUCACAAAAACCUAUGGAAUCAGAAAAAUCAAAAGAAACUGACAUAAAAACGAAUGAUUCUGCUGAAGCACAUCAGGCACCAUUAUAUCCACAGAAAUCUGAAGAAAAAUUGACAAUGGAUCUUUCUGCUCUGCAUCGUGGGACUCCCUUGUAUGGACAGCCAUCUUGGUGGGGUGAUGAAGAUGCUGCAGGUUGCACAAAUAACCAAGAUAAGGAUAGCAAUCUUCAAGAUUCUGGUGCUACAGGCUCAUGCAAAAGUGGAAAAAAAGCUGCUGAGCAAGUAACCUCAACAAAGGAAGUUGCUUUUAGUUCAUUUUGGAGAGAGACAAGUUAUUUUGAGAUCCCUAAUAAGGAACUUCAGCAAAAAUCUGAGGGAGAGGGAAAUGGUGUAUAUGAAAUUGCAACAUUAGACCCUCACUGCCAGCAAACCUCAGGUGCAGGGCAUGCUUCCUUUACAAUUGAGUUUGAUGACAGUUCUCCAGGAAAGGUAACCAUUAAAGAUCAUGUUACAAAGUUUACAGACCAUCGCCAAAAGGCAAAGAAGCCCUUAUCCUCUGGAGAUAAAGACCUGGCUUUAUUAAAUACAGAACUAAUUGCUGCAGAAAAUAAAGUAGCUGACUGGUUAGCACAAAAUAAUCCACCCCAUUUGCUAAAAGAGGCAGCUGAAGAAGAUACAAAAACUGUUAAAAGUGACGUACCAGUAUACUUAAGAAGGAUACAAGGUAACAAACAUGAAGAUGGUACUCAAAGUGACUAUGAAAACAGUACAGCUCUUAAGCGGUUGAACAGAGCUACCCAUCUUCAAGACCAUGCAAAACAAAAAAGCCUAGAACAGAGAAUGUUGGAUCUUAAAAUUCAUGCAGGGGGAAGGCAGCAAGACACGGCAAGUCAAACAGCAUUUCUUAUAGAGUUUUUUGAUGAUGAACACCCAAGAAAGAGACGUUCUCAUUCAUUUUCUUUAAAUGUUAGUGCCUCAGGUCCAGAAGCACCAUAUCCUAUUCCACAAUCUAGAAUAGAGAAAGUAAAAGCUGGAUCUGUAGAUUCUAAAGGGCUGUCCUUAGGUCUGCAGUCAGGUUCGUCAUCUCACAGAGUAAUUCAUAGUACCCAGCAUGCAAAACUGUUGCUAAAACAGAGAUCUGAGGAGCCUUGUACAUCUUUAUUUUCACAAAAUAUUUUACUGAGAAGUUCUGGGAGUCUUGGACACCGACCACCAAAUAAGCAUUCUACAGUGAAUGGUAUACAGACACCUUCUGUGAGUAAGGAUCAGAGAAAUAGUCAGCUCAAUGAAAAAGCAAAUAUGAAAGAAGAAAUGGUCACUUCAGAUGCAAAGGAUGUUCUUUCUGCCUCAGGCAGAAAACGAUGGGUAUCCCAGUGGGCAAGUCUGGCCUCUAACCAUGUGGGUCAUGAUCAAGAAAAUGGGCAAAGUGAAUCCAACAUGUUGGUAUCUGUAGAAAAUGUUGACGAUUCGAGCGAGUGUGGAGUGUCACAUAAAAGUAGUGAAUCCACAACCUCUGUCCUGACUGAUCGUAAAAGGAGAACAUUACCAAAGCUUCCUAAAGAGGAAAGUCAUUCACAGACUUCAACCAGUAAACACUGCCUUAGGUCUGAAAUUGGAGAGAAACAAGAUACUGAAUUACAGGAGAAAGAAUCGCCUGCUCAUUCAGGCAAGAAGGACAAACUUUAUUUUCAUAAUGGAAGGAUGGACACAACAGGUACACUAGAUAGCACUUCAGCUGAAAAAUUUUGUAUCCUCACAGAUUAUCCCCAAAUAAAUGAAGCUACUGUAUGUACAAACUCUGUAAAAAAGAAUGCUACAUACAAAACACAACAAGAACACACUAAAGACCAACUGAAAUCUGUAAAAUUGUUCAAUAAGCCACCAACUGUCCCACCUAACAAAGGUGAAUUAUCAACCCAGACUUUUUGCAAGCCACAAAAUUGUGUAGAAGUGGCUCAAAAGAUAGGAAGUCAGAAAAAUGAAGUUGUACCCAGCUUUGAUAAUAUUAAAAGUGCUGAAAAUGAGAGAAAAGAUCCCAUAAAACCAUUAGUUAGACAAGGCAGUUUCACUAUUGACAAACCUAGUUCGAAUGUACCAAUAGAACUUAUACCACAUAUCAGUAAACAACCUGCUGUAUCACCUGUCUUUGCAUUUUCAUCUGUGAAUAAUUUAAGAGAAAGAAGUGGCUCUGUAGAUACUGACUCUAGCUUGGACACUACUAUGCUUUUGAAAGAUACAGAAGCAGUCAUGGCUUUCCUUGAGGCCAAACUGCGGGAUGAAAGCAAACCAGAUGACAAUCCAAAAACACCAAGCUACACCCAUGAAAAUUCUAUAUCACCUGAAUCAGAUGUCGAUACAGCAAGCACAAUUAGCAUUGUUGUUUGUGAUUCAGAUAAAAAGUAUUCACAAAAACGAAAAAGUUUUAUUAGCGGACACAAAGAGAAAUCUUCAACAGCUACUCCAUCCAAAGACUGUCAUAGCCCAGCAUCUGUGUACCGAGAUAAAACUGAAAGAAAAAGUAAAACACAUGUAAAAGAAGUUGGAAAUAGAGAAGAAAUCCGCAAAGUACUUCAAACAAGUAGCAGAAAUCGGCAACCUUCUCUUGACCUAACAGAUGAUGAUCAAACGUCUAGUUUACAUUGUUCAGCUGUUUCAGAUAUUUUGUCAUCUGACCAAGAAAAUUGUUCUGGAAAGUCCUUUUCCAAAGCUCAGUUUGCUUCUUCAGAAGCAUCCAAAACUGCUUCUGCUAGUAAGUCGGUAACACUUCCAAGACCUCGUCCAACAAGGACCUCACUGUUGCGUAGAUCACGUUUAGGUGAAACAUCAGAUACGGAAGUUGGCGAUACUGAUAGGGCGUCCGUUGCCUCUGAAGUUUCAACAACAAGUUCAACAUCAAAACAGCCUUCAGGUAAAAAGGCUCUCUCAAGGAUAGAUUUGCUUGCCCAACCACGCAGAGCAAGACUAGGUUCCUUUUCUGCUCGUAGUGACUCUGAAGCAACAAUAUCAAGAAAUACUGGAUCAUCUCGAACAGCAGAAUAUGCAAGCAGGAGUAAUCCUAAAUUUACUCCAACAACUGAUGGAAAAAGCACCCCAAGAGCCAGAGCUAACAGCAUUUCCCGUUUGUCAGAUGCUAGAACAAAGACAACUCUACUAACUCAUGUCUCUCCUUCAGUAAGUACCCGUUGGAGACGUUUACCACCAGAGUAUGCUUCUACUUCUGAAGAUGAGUUUGGAACCAACCGAAAUUCUCCUAAACUCUCCAGGCCACGUGCCUCUCCAACAAUUAAAAUUCAGAGGUCGCAAAUCAAUGGAAGUAGCCCUGUAGUAGCACAAUCUGGAGCCUUACAUGCAUCAGCGCUUAAACAUAAAGUGAAAGAACAGGAAGAUUAUAUCCGUGACUGGACUGCACAUCGUGAAGAAAUAGCAAGGAUCAGUCAAGAUUUGGCACUCAUUGCACGAGAAAUUAAUGAUGUAGCAGGAGAAAUAGAUUCAGUGACUUCAUCAGGCACUGCACCUAGCACCGCAGUAAGCACUGCAGCUACCACACCUGGUUCAGCUAUAGACACCAGAGAGGAGCUGGUAGAUCGUGUUUUUGAUGAAAGUCUAAACUUUCGAAAGAUUCCUCCUUCCUUAACUAAAUCAGAGGCGACUUUCCGGGCAAAUGAUUCAAAGCCUCUGCCAAUCGAAGCCCCAGAACCUCAAACUAUCACUAGAAGAAAAACUUGGAGCAGAGAUGAAGUAAUGGGUGAUAGCUUACUGCUUUCUUCAGUAUUCCAAUUUUCAAGGAAAAUUCGACAAACUAUUGACAAAACAGCAAAUAAAAUAAGAUUAUUAUUUAAAGACAAAGAAAGGAAUUGGGAUGAGAUUGAGAAAAGAAUAAGAGCAGAGAGUGAAGUGCCUAUUUUGAAAACUUCAUGUGCGGAAAUUUUGUCAAUACUACAAGAACUGAAGCGAAUAGAAAAACAGUUACAAGUAAUUAAUGCAAUGAUCGAUCCGGAUGGCUCACUGGAUGCACAGAAUGCCUUGGGAUUUGGUACUUUACACUCAAAGCUGAAGCAAAGUUCCCCAUUACACUCUGUCAUGUCAGCACUACCAGGCCAUUGUCAAAGUGAAAGUAGAACCUCUCGACAAAACAUUAUACAUGCUUCUUCGGACAUGGAUGGUGCUGAGGCUGAUGCUCAUUUUGGCAUAACCCUAAAUAGGUUCAAUCCUGAUGGCAAAGAAGAUGCUACUUUACAUGAAUAGAAUUUGCCUUGUGUUAAAUCACACAAAAUUGAAAAUAAAGUGAUGCAAUUCUG